Messenger RNA from Schistosoma intercalatum, 6380 nucleotides. NCBI's taxonomy places the organism in Eukaryota, Metazoa, Platyhelminthes, Trematoda, Strigeidida, Schistosomatidae. The record is from the annotation of a GenBank genome assembly.
GAAAUAAUGUUGGCGACAUAAUUCACAUUGGCUCAGAUUGUUAUGGAUAAGCCUCCUCCUCCUUACUCUCCUCCAACUGCGCCUUAUCCAACUCAGGAUCCAUGUCCUUAUCCCUUGUACCCACAAAUUAACCAACCAACCAGUAAUGUAUUUAUGGGAUCUGGCUACCAACCUGCACCACCAGGCAAGCAUUAUUAUUUAUUAAUUUGUCUAUUUGUUGUUACGGUGUUGGAAUACCCAGACAUUAUUGUUAGUUUCAUAGAUUGGUGGAUGUUAUGAAUCUCCUGUUUAGCAACGUGUUUUAAAUAAAGAACUAUUGAACAGACAGUCACAUCUAUAAUCGCAUUUAUUUUCUUAAUGCGGCAGUUGGUCCUGAGAAUAAUGAUGACCCAACGGGGCUGGAUUAUUUUUUCAGUAAGGUCCUAACUUACAAACCAUGUCGUCUGAGAUGUGGUAAGAUCACACACACCAAGGACGAAUUCCUGUUACCAACUGUCUUGCGUUUUAGUGACAAUAGGGUGUCUGUCACGGGUACCUAGAGUCUAAAAGUAGUUCAUCUAUUACCUCUGAAAAUCGUGACCUAGCAACGACAGCCGGAAAAACUGCAGCAGAGGGAACUAUGAGACGACUAUAUGACUCAACGAAAAGAAAAACUAGUAAGGAAAUACGAUAAACCAGAGAGACCGGUGAAGAAUAAAGAACACAAGCCAAUCACUGAGAUUCAAGAACAAAGGAACAGAUGGAUAGAACACUUUGAGGAACUCCAUUUAAUUCACCAGACAUCGAAAAAGCGACACAGACCUUCCUAUGACCGUUACUUCGCCAACGAUGGAAGAAAUCAGGGUGGUCAUCAGACAGAUCAGGAAUGGGAAAGCAGCAGGACCUGGUAGUAUACCACCUGAAGCACUAAAAUUACACAUAGGUAAGGUUGCCUAAUUUCACCCUUUCUCUUUCAUACGAUAAUUAAUUGGAUUCUGAAGACCUUCAAAUUUCAGGAAGGCACGGAACACAGUGGGGAGUCGAUGUAGCCAGACGAUUUGGACUUUGCAGAUGACUUAGCCCUUCUAUCCCAUCCACACCAACAAAUGCAGGUCACGACAGCCAGUGUAGCAGAAGCCUCUGCAUCAAUAAGCCUCAACAUACACAAGGGAAAAAGCAACAUCCCCAACUAUAACACGGAGAACACCAACCCAGUCACAUUUGAUGGAGAAACGCAGGACACUCAAUGUCCGUUGAACGGGUGCCAUCAGCAAAAACCUACUGUGGGAGAGAACAACCCAACUUCCAGCUGUAGAGGAAAUUAGGAAACGACGGAGGUGGAUAGGACAUACAUUGCAGAAAUCAUCGAACUGCAUAACGAAGCAAGCGCUAACCAUGUGUCGAAAAUUGUAAGCAGAAAUCAAAAGCGUGGAUAGCAACUGGAAAAGAUUGUUUAGGACAGAGUUCGAUGGAGAAUGCCGGUGGACUGCUUAUUUCUUUUGACGAAGGGUAUUAGGAGUAAGUAAGUAUUUGGAAAGCGAUUUAUACAAUUGGUUUAUAUUAUAUGUUGUUUCAAACAAGAAUGUUUUUACAAAAUUUCUUUAUGUAUUUCACUAUUUGUAUACCAGUGUAUCCUUUGAUUUUCACCAUUUAACAUGGCUAUAUUCAUUGAAACAUUUACUAGAAAAAUGUUUAUUUUUAACAGGAAAGGAAUUUUCUUUUAACUAUUUCCCUGUAGAGUAUAAAUUUUUCUCAUUUGUACGUUUUAUUUCACUUUCUGUAGAGUAUUGAAUAUAAUAAACGAAAAUUCUAAAGGAAAUGUUUGAUGUUUUCAAAUAUUUUUUCUCUUUUGAAUAGAUUAAUUUUCAUAUUUUCAAAGUAUAAAUGGAUGGGAAAAAUCGGAUAAAAAAGAAUGUAUCCGAUUUUUUCUAACAAAUAUUGAUAUGAAACUUAGUCAUGAACCCAAGCAUAAUUAUCGUUAGUUAUAUAAUAUUUUAUAAACUGAGAAUUUCAAAGUGAAAAGGGCAAUUCUUUUUUAAUAGUCGGAAGCAUCUAGUUCUGUGCAGAAACUGUUACAUGUUAAACUGAUAAAUGAUUAAUGAUUCGUUUUAGCAGCUGCUUUCAGUUUGAUCGUACUUUACACGCAUUUGUGGAUAAUUGAUGCAAAGUAAAAAUGCAGGAUAGGUUUGCAUAUAGAACUUAUUUUACUUCAAAUGACUGAAUUUCAGUUAGAUAUGGAUUAUGUAAAUACUUUCGAUCUAUCUACUACUGAGUUAUUACCAGUUAACUGUCCAGUUUUAUCAAGUUUAUUAUUUCAUGGGUCACUUAAGUUUUGAAGUUGAUUCUUCCAUAAGAAACCACAUGCCGAUUUCCGUAACCUCGAAGCUAUUUAUUAGUAAUGAACAUCAUUAUUUUUCGACAGUAUCCCUUCAACUGAUUGCGAAUACAGCAUGAAUUAAAAAUUUCUUAACCACAAAUAAAUCCACAUACUGAGCUACUAUUUAUAAUGAUCGUAUGUAAUUGAGAAUAAAUUAUUUGUAUUACUGCAUCCCAGCUUUGGCGAUGGGGAAAAGUAAAUUCUAUCAUUCAACAAUCAGAGAGUAGAUUCAUGUAUUGAGAUGAUCAGUUUCCUUCCUCAAAUUAUACCUUUGUCCAACGUUAUGGUUUUGUUUUCACAUAAUUUACUAACACAACAGUAUCUCUCAAGAUAUCUGACAACAAAAUGAUCCUAAGUGAUAUUAUUUUCGAAAAUUUAAGAGACAAUAAUAGUACGUAAAAUUUAUCGGUAACUAAACCUAUUUUUAUUAGUUUUAUUUGUACUAUGCUCCAGGUGAGCAUCAUGAUUAUGGAUAUCAAGAUUUAAAAAACCGAUAUCCAAUAUUGCUCCUUUGUUGUCAUUUAUCAUUUAUCUCUGCUCCUUCUAGAAUGGAGAGCGUUAAAGUAGAAUUAAUUCCAACCUUUAUACCCAACAAACAUCUUAGUAUGACUAAUAAUCCUUAAAGACACAAAAUUCACUUGUCAUACUCUACUAUUUUCCACUUUACACUACGUUGUUACUGACUCACUGACUUUUCACUAGUGUUUUCGUAUUGAUUCCUAUGGUCUGGAUACCAUGUGGCUACUAUUUGCUACAAAUCUUCUUCAUAUUUCCUUGACUUAUUUUACCUCCACAAACUGUCAUUGUACAGAUAAUUUCGAUCUAGUCUUUAGGUUUAUUAUUUAUUAUUAACCAAUCAUCUGUAUCUAAGUUCCCUGCACAUGUUCAUUCGUUUUAUCAUGAGUACAAUUAUCUACUGCAAUUACCGCAAUCAAAACAAAAAUACUCCCCACUGCUUUUCAUAUCACUAGUGCAAGUCAUCCUGAAGUUAAAACUUUUUUAAGAAUAGAAAGACUGAUUACCGUACACAUAUAUUUACGGAGUGUCUAGCUUUUCUUCAUUUCAUUUGUAAUUCUUUUUAAACAACUGUAUUCGUUGAAAUUCCGGGUAAAAAAGUAAUCUUCCAGUCUUUAUUUCCUAAAAAUUUUUGUUUUAAAUGGAAGUGGCAAUUCAAUCACUCAGUUUUUAUUGUUAUACUUCAGAUGUAUUUUAAGGUUCCAAGCACUGUGUUUUCCUGAAACAUUUAAACUAAACUGCGAUGUUGCACAAAACGUCGCAUAGUGCAAAAUGUCAUCCGAAUCAAUACACUCAAACCGUUGAAACCAUAUUUGAUAAGUCUUAUGUGGUGUCAGUGGUAAAUUAAUUGAUAAGAUUGUGAACUAACAUUAUGUAAAAUAUCACGGUUGAAAUUGAAGUAAAACAAAAUAAGUCUUUAAAUGUCCUGGUGAAAAUAUGACACAUUCUUUGUUUCGCAUUUACCCACUAAUGUGAUCAGCAUCGAAGAUCUGUAAAACUCCCCAACAAUGCUUCUGACAAUGGUUGAAUUAAUGGUUAAAAAUCAUAUAUAACGUGGCUUAAAAUUUGUCACAGAAAUGCUAAUACACUUAGUUUUUCGCAAAUUGAUAGGGUUUCUUUUAUCUUUUUAAUGCUGUCUUAAGGCACACAAAGUGUAUUCUAUAAUGUUUUAUCCAAGGAGUGCAAGUAAAUCACUUACCAGAGAGGUGAAUCAACUGUAUAUUUAUAGCUGACACAGAAUGCCAUCCACGAAAAGCAUACCAAAGUAGACAGAAAAUUAAAAAAAUGCAGUUCAGUUGAUUAUGAUUAAUAUUCAAGUUAUGUCUUAUAUUUUGCAUGGAAUUUACUUUGAAAAUUAAGGUAACAUAAAUGAGUGCUACCAGUGAUUCUGUAUUGUUUUUUUCAUACUACAAUAAACUAAUUGUUAUCUUAUCUACCUUAGCCACAGUGAUUGUUCAUCAACCGACGGUGACCACAACUGUAUACCACCGAUAUCCUGUUGGUAUUACCUGUCCCUUUUGCCAUAACUCUGGUGUUACAAGGGUUAGGUUAGAAUCCGGAUGCUUGCCGUGGUUGUUAUGUGGAAUCCUCUGCUUCUUCGGGUGGGUUCAUAUAACCUAUUUUAUUCGGAUAAAAUCAGACAGACAAGUGAAAUUUUUACUUAUAUCAACCUUUUUUUUCACUGUAUUUAUUGAAUCUUGUAACCAUUUUAUAGCCAUCUUAUUGACUUCAGAAGCACGUGAUAUCUGAAUAAUCAAAUAGGUUGUCGAAUACUCCAUCAAUACCAACAUUGUAAAACUCCCAGCUCAAAUGUUCUUUGACUACUGGAAACUUACUAUCUUUUUACAUAAAAAUGCGAAGAUAAAACUGGAUAUUUAACCUUAAAAGCAAACUUGUGAGGAUUGUGGUUUUCUUCAAAAAUCUAAAACAGAAGUGAGGAUCACAUUCCGCCAUCUUCAGCCUAAUCUGGCUGAGUAUGGGAAAAUUCCUAAUGACAUGGAAUCCAAAUUCUUGACAAUUGUAUCAUGUGAUAGUUUGCAUCCAAUCAUAUGCAUCUUCAAGGUAUUAUUCGUGUAUGACGGAACCAUUGAGCUAAAAAUGCUGUGGUUUAGACCUUGAGCACUAGUUAGAAAUGUCAAGUCCGUCAAUCAUACUAUCAUGAUUCAUUAACCGGGGUAAUUGCGCCUCUUCAGUCAUUGGCUACACUGACGCACUAUGCUGGACAGUAUAAGUGAAGGUUAAAACUAGUGGUGGUCCGACCAAAAACAGGAUAAGUUUAUGUAGUUUCCAACUGUUGACUUGGAUCUUGUAGAACAGACCUAAGGUGAAGUGGUUCAACAUCGAUCCUUGUGGUGCACUUCUCUACAACUGACUGCAGCCUCUAGUAAAACUGAUCUUUAUCGUCUUCAUUACUACCAUUGGUGGGUGCAUAACAUUCAUUGUAAUCCCCUCCCUCCUUGUUUUGAAGGAUGCUUUAAUGAUUCUGGGUCCAUGAGAUUCCAAUCUUAUAAGUGAUUUUCGUGCUUCUUUGGAUAGCUUCAGUGCAACUCCUUGUGUGUAAGGAGCAUUUUCUUUUGCGUGCCCAGUGUACAGCAGCAUCUCUUCCAUAUCUAACCUUUUCUGUCCAGCUUCGGUCCAAUGCGUUUCACGUGUUCCGUGCACCACCAGGUUGUAUCUCCUCAUCUACGUUGCUAUUUGUUUAAUCCUCUCAGUAUCCCACAUUGUCCGAACGUUCCAUGUACCUAUAUUAAUUGUUGCUCUGGUUGUUAGACUGGGCAUAUACGUCAUGACUUCGAAAGAAUUUCAGCUUUCACCUCGAGACGUCAAAAUUCUUUCUUGAACUUGGAGGGCAGCGUUUAAGUGGUUUAAUUUGUUUGUUAUGGUAGGAUUUUUUUGUAGCAAGGUUGUUUUCUACGGAAUUGGUAUGCUGACCCCAUGUGCUUUCGGGGAAGUAUGUUGUCAGCAAAUAUAUGUCGAUCUAGUCCGUGUACUUGUCAAUAAAAAGCUUGCAGCCAUUACGAAAUAUUGAUUUUUAACGUUUAUUUUCAUUGCAGGUUUUUCUUUGGUUGCUGCUUGAUUCCAUUCUGUCUGGAUUCCACAAAAAGUGCUCGACAUUUUUGUCCAUCAUGUAAUCGUCAAGUUGGAUAUUACAGCCCCUUGUGAAUUUCUGUUUUCAAACCCUUUUCCCACUGUUUUUUUUAAAUAUCUUAAAAUUGUUUGUUAAAAUGUGAAAAGAUUCUUGACAAUCAUUUUUUAAGGUCACUACUACCAUUGUUGUUGCUUUUGUUAAUCUACUGACCCAUCCAACAAUCAGUUAUUUUGUUAAAUUUUAAGUGAAACACGAUUUAAAGAUUUUUUAUUUGCUUGAUAUUUACAAUUCAUCCUACACAGGAAUAAAACAAGAUAAUUUUAAAAACAGCAAAUUGGCUUGUAUUAUCUUUAUGGAUAGAUUCGUAUAAACUGUCUAAUUCAUACUUAUUAUUUCGAAAUUUUCAAUAUUCUGAUUCUG